AUGAAGGUGUGGAUGAAGAAGGUGAUGGAAAUGAUGGGGGUGAAGAUGGAGGUGUGGUGGGGUGGAGAAGGAGAUGCUGGUGCAGAGGAUGUGGAGAUGGCUCCGCCCACCUCCAUCGAAGUGGUGGCUGCUGACUCACCUGCCCCCUUCAGCCGCUACCAAACCCAGAACUUCACACUCAUCUGCAUCGUGUCUGGAGGGAAGCCAGCACCCAUGGUGUAUUUCAAACGGGAUGGGGAACCAAUUGAUGUGGUGCCCCUGUCAGAAUCGCCAGCUGUGAGCUCUGGCCCCCUCCAGGACAGCAGGCCCUUCCGCAGCCUCCUGCACCGUGAUCUGGACGACACCAAGAUGCAGAAAUCACUGUCUCUCCUGGACACUGAGUACCGGGCUGGGCAUCCCUAUACAGAGCGCCCCUCCCGCAGUCUCACCCCAGACCCCAGCAUCCUCCUCCAGCCCACCACAGAGAACAUCCCAGAGACAGUUGUGAGCCGGGAGUUCCCACGCUGGGUCCACAGCAAUGAGCCCAUCUACUUCCUCCGCCACAGCCGCACUCCGGGCAGUGAUGGCACCGUGGAGGUGCGCGCCCUGCUCACCUGGACCCUCAACCCGCAGAUCGACAACGAGGCCCUCUUCAGCUGCGAGGUCAAGCACCCAGCACUGUCAAUGCCCAUGCAGGCAGAGGUCACGCUGGUUGCCCCCAAAGGACCCAAAAUUGUUAUGACGCCCAGCAGAGCCCGCGUUGGGGACACAGUGAGGAUUCUGGUCCAUGGAUUUCAGAACGAGGUCUUCCCAGAGCCCAUGUUCACGUGGACGAGGGUGGGGAGCCGCCUCCUGGACGGCAGCGCUGAGUUCGACGGGAAGGAACUGGUGCUGGAGCGAGUUCCUGCCGAGCUCAACGGCUCCAUGUACCGUUGCACAGCCCAGAACCCUCUGGGCUCCACCGACACGCACACCCGGCUCAUCGUGUUUGAAAACCCAAAUAUUCCCAGAGGCACGGAGGACUCCAAUGGUUCCUCGUCUGGCCCUGCUGGCGUCCGGCUCUCCCUGGUGCUCGCCCUGACAGUGGUGUUGGAGCUUACGUGAAGGCGCUGCCGCCCACCACAGCCCUGACCUUGGCAAUUGGUUUUCAUUUCUUUUCUAAACCAUUUCCAGUCGUGUUCUUAGUCUCUUUCUGUCUGUGUCUUGGCUUCUUCAGUUGGUUUAAUUAAAACAAAUAGACCGAUUUUCCCCA
This is a messenger RNA of Castor canadensis (American beaver), 1231 nucleotides long. The record is from RefSeq and is a predicted model, not a curated record. Lineage: Eukaryota; Metazoa; Chordata; Mammalia; Rodentia; Castoridae.